This is a messenger RNA of Brugia malayi, 1692 nucleotides long. RefSeq lists its product as uncharacterized. NCBI's taxonomy places the organism in Eukaryota, Metazoa, Nematoda, Chromadorea, Rhabditida, Onchocercidae. Gene Ontology annotation, cellular component: plasma membrane; cytoplasmic vesicle. The record is from RefSeq and is a predicted model, not a curated record. Gene Ontology annotation, biological process: plasma membrane tubulation; endosomal transport; endocytosis. Gene Ontology annotation, molecular function: protein binding; phosphatidylinositol binding. The coding region runs from base 1 to 1692 and encodes 563 amino acids. The transcript has 13 exons.
AUGAGUCAAGUUCGAGCAGUUUAUGAAUUUGAAGCGCAACCAAACUCUGGAGAAUUGUCCAUUUCAGUAAAUGAAAUUCUUACAGUUGUCAGAGAAGGUAUCCAAGGGGGAUGGCUAGAAGGUCGCAAUGCAAAAGGACAACAUGGGCUUUUCCCGGAAUCCUACGUUGUGAAAGUCAGUACUUCACCAAGUCUUCCAAAAGCCGUUGCUAUACAACAUCAAAAUACUCCAGCUUUUGCUGUUAACGAUCGUUGGGAUGCACCCCCUUCAUCUGCUCAAUAUCCACAGCUGAUCAUUCCGUCAAAUGAACAGCCAGUGCAUGAUGUAGUGGCACCUCCGACCUUUGUACCAGCUUCCCAUGACGAUGACGAUUUUGAUGACUGGACUGAUGAUGACGAAGAUUUAUCGGAAACUGUAUUAAAUACGGCUGAUAAUCAUGAAAUACAAAAUUACAUAUCCAGUAAUCGAACUACUAAAAAUGAUGCAUUGGUUAAGCAAGGAACAGUUAGAGUAAAGAAUAUAAAUCGAUUUUCCAAUUUUGUUAAGUCAGGCAUGGAGGAUUACAUUCUGCUUACUUCAAGACUCACAUCAAAAACGGAGGAGCACCAUGAAAUAAUUCUGACAGCAGACGGAGCGGAAUGGAUUCCAGUUGCUCAGCCUUAUUAUUGCAUCGUUGAUAAACCGAAGAAAGAAUCUAAACUCAAAGGCUUGAAAAGUUUCAUUGCAUAUAGCGUUAAAUCCUCCCUCAGCGGCAUACAGGUGUCACGCCGAUACAAACAUUUCGAUUGGCUUUAUGAGCGGAUGUCAGCUAAAUACAUUUUAAUACCACUUCCACCACUGCCGGAAAAACAAGUUGCUGGCCGCUAUGAAGAAGAUUUUAUUGAACAUCGAAAAAGUAUUCUACAAAUUUGGGUUAAUAAGGUAUGCAGGCAUCCUGUUCUCAGUAAAUCAGACGUGUGGAUACAUUUCGUAACGUGUACAGAUGAAAAAAAGUGGAAAAAUGGUAAAAGAAAAGCCGAAAAAGAUGAAUACGUUGGAGGAAAUUUUCUUUAUUCGAUUAGCGUUCCAAGUCAGCCACUCGAUAGCAGUGAUGUUGAACAGAAAGUGGAUACUUUUACUCGUUCGAUGCGGAGUUUCGAAGAAAGUGUUCACUUCAUGUAUAACCGAGUCAGCGAAACUCACAAAAGGCUUGCAGGACCAUACAAAACAAAUUGGCACAAAAUGGGAGAAGCGUGUACUGGUCUAUGUCGAUCAUUCGAUGUCAACCCAUCAUCAAAAAAUGAGAAAGUUACAAGUGCUUUGAAAGAAACAGCGAAAGCUCUACACUGGAUCGGUGAUGAACAUGAGAAAUUAGCUAAAAAAUCAUUAGAUCCUCUACUGGAUGCAUUAUAUUCCUACAAAGGCUUGCUUGCCUGCAUACCAGAUAUCGUUAAUGUUCACAGAUCAGCGAUAUCCAAACUGCGUGAAAAUGAAAAGCUUGCGAUAGAAGGUCGCGUUUCAAGUGUAGAUAUGGAAAAAGUGAAGGAGAAAGUUGAUUCUAUCAGUUACAUGAUGCUUGCUGAAAUAGCAUUUCAAAAUCGUGAACUCGGCGAAGAUUUCAAGAACAUGAUGGCGACCUAUUUGGAAACCCAGGGAGAAUUCUACAUGAAUAUUGGUAGUCAGCUAAAUAGUCUUGCUCAGAAGUUCAAAUAA